Molecule: messenger RNA, 8889 nt
Organism: Anthonomus grandis grandis
Lineage: Eukaryota; Metazoa; Arthropoda; Insecta; Coleoptera; Curculionidae
Exons: 4
Coding region: 12-2597 (861 amino acids)
Biological process (GO): double-strand break repair
Cellular component (GO): nucleus; site of double-strand break
Molecular function (GO): ubiquitin-protein transferase activity; nucleosome binding; metal ion binding
Source: RefSeq, a predicted model, not a curated record
CAGCUGUCCUUAUGUUCUGUCAAACAAAAUGUAAGAAAAAUAUUUUUAUUUAUCCAAAAUAUAAGCAAAAAUCUAAAAUGGAGAGGAAAACUAAACCCAAAAACCCGUCGAAAAAAAUCGACAUACGAAAAUUAAGCCCGGCGUCAGUGCUGUGCCCCAUUUGCCGAACAAUUUUGGUGGAACCCGUGUCCCUGCCCUGUGAACAUGCAUUUUGCAAGGUUUGUUUUGAGGGGUCAAUGCAAAAUACUAACUUGGUCUGUCCUCUAUGCAGACUUAGAGUGGCCUCAUGGCUUAGAAAGUCAGGUAAAGACGGCAAUUUAGUUAACAAAGCUUUUUGGCAAGCUAUUCAAGAUCAGUUUCCUACAGAAGUGCAAAACAAACUAGCCGGGAUUGAUAAUGAGAUUGAAGAAGCAGACAAACCAAGAAUAAUUGUAGCAAGCCCAGGCGAAAUACGCAAAGAGUAUGAAAAAGAAAGGCAAAUAUUAUUGGAAGAACAACGUAAAAUAAGGGAAGAUGAAGAAAAGGCUAGUGCCACCCUUAUUCAAAAGUUACAAGAGGAAGAAGAAUUUAAAGUACAAGUGGAAGAAGAAAAAAUAAAGUCGGACAUGCUUCUCGCCCGUAAAUUAUCCGUCGAAUUAAAUUCCCCCUCUACAUCAAAAAUCACUCCGCGUAAGCGCAAAGGACCCGAUCUAGGCCCGAUGGACCGCUACCUACUUGCCAAUCAAAUACCGAGCCCAAAACAUAAACCGGUCAUAAAAAAACCCAUUGAAUCAAACAAAAUUAUUAUUUUAAACCCAAAAAAGAGAACCCAAACUUCUACCGUCACAUCUGACAGAACCUGUAAGAGACAAAAACGUGAUACAAUAAGUCCGGUACUCAGUAAGAACUAUUUUGGAAAACAGUACACUUGUCAAGUGUUUUCUGUCGAACAAAACCCUGUUAGAACCAGCUUAUCGACGAAUAUCUUUGCCGAUUUGGAUGUUAAAGGAAUCUUGGGAAAUUUGGGUCAGAAACCGACAAAACUAAUUGAACAAGAACGGAGGAAGGACGUCUGUCUGAGCGGCUACAGGAGUACAGAGAGUAACAGCGACGUUAUAGAUCAAGAGUGCAAGUUCUAUUUUAAACCAAUAGAGGUGCACAGAAAGCACCACGUGGGGGGAAGGAUUCCCGUUAAAGUGCCUGGCGUUAAGGGACAGUCUAAUAGGAAUCCUACUGUUUUAAGGCCUCGAACAAAAAAAAUGGCCUCCUUGGGCAGUACCGCAUCGGCAUUCGUGAAAUUUUCGCGCAUGUCCCUUCCCCACAGUUAUGCAGGUUCCAACACUCUUAUAGAAGCUGAAGAUGAUGUAACAAUCAACGUGCCAUAUAUAAAUAAAGAUACUACACCCAAAAAGGCAUUACCAUAUGGAGAAUUGAAUAAGACCAGUUCAAGAUUAGUAGUGAAAUCUCCGUUUUACGGUUUUGAUACGUUACAGAUUGCAGAGUCGAUUAAGACGCGUGAAGUUAUGGAUAAAAUUAUUAAAAACUUGCGCUCGGUUCCAUUUACUACCACCGUUUCGAGCUUGAAAGUUGGACAAAUAAUCGAGAAACAAAUUGUCGAAUUGCAAAGGAGCAUUGAAAGACGUGAGGUCCGAAAGAAACGGGAAAACAGAGAUAUUAAUAGAAAUUUAUCUGAAGUUGAUUGUGGCACCUUUGGAAACAAACAGAAUGCGGAUGAGAAAAUCCCGGUAAGUUAUAACAGAAAUUCAAUAGACGUUAAUUCAGGUAAUCUAAAGGACCCAACACGCCAAUCUCUUAAAUUAAAUGGCCUAAACAAAAACGUAGCUAGUCCUGACCUGCUCGGUGAUCAUUUAAUAACCUUAAACCAAGUGGGUGUUGGACAAAAUGGUACAAAAAUAGAUCAACUAUUAAAUAGCAAUUCAGUCGAAAUCCUUGUUAAUAAGAGCAAGCCUACAAUGUUACAGAAUUGUUACCAAGUGCAGUCAAAUAUAACAACUGAGAAUCUAAAUAACAAAAUAAUAAAGGGAAAUCAAGAUUUAGUAGAGCAAAAAUCAAACCGUGACAUGCUGAGCAAGGAUCCUUUAGAUGUGGAUUUCGAUACUAUUCUAUCUGGCAAUAGUCUACUGUUGGAAACUUCUGAAGAUCUUACGAGUACAAAAGGCCCGAAGAGCGAACUAAAAAUAGGCACAGACGUUUUUGACAGCAGCUCGGAAGACGAAGACUUUUCAAAACUCAUCGACAGCAUCUGCAACUCCAGUGAAGAUUCGCAAAAUUCUGGCUUCACAUCCCUUACGGACAAUGGAGGUCAAGUGGUCAAAAAUGGUAGCAAACUGCGCGAUAAUCGUAAAAUCACCGAUAAUAUUUCCAAAGUUAAACUUUCGCCUCUCAAAGGCAAGAAGGUCUUUAACAGUCCAAGAAAGAAAAAGGUCAACAGUACUACAGCCGAGUGCUACGAUGAAUCUCAAAAGAAGACGCAAGAGGAGCUCGAUUUUGCCCUGGCGCAAAAGUUGCAGGCAGAAUUCGAUUUGCUUCAGGUGGCUUCGAGAACCCGUCGCGGAACCAAGCGUCAAAUCACUUUAGAUGAGCUGUUGACGGCUUAGUAUAGUUUUGUUUUUAACAGUGUACGACGCUGGUUUUCAAUUGACUUUUUCAGUAUUUAGUUGCGUUCCUUUUAUUUAUAUAAAAUAACAGCAGGUAAUGAAACUUUUUAAAAAUAAUAUAGUUGCCGCUCUAUUUAGACCGAGAGAUGUCUAUUAUGAUAAAUCUUUGAAAGUACUCCGCGCCGAAAGAAUUUAGUUUGUAGUGUCACUUAAUGUUUUAUAGAGCAUUCGCUAAAAGCAAAAGCUACAAAAAUAGGGAGAUGGCUAAAAAUUUAAUUGUUUAAACGCAAAUAACUCGAAAAGUAUUGCCCCUUUAUUAGAAUAUUUUUUUUUAUUUUUUGAAAGUAAAAAAAACCUUUAGAACUUAACCUUAAGAAAGUAAUUUUAUACAUCCCUAUGGGUAAGGUGAUCCCUAUGAUCAUGAUAUUCGAGUAAACAAAUUAGCCCUAUUUCUAGUAAACAAAUAUUUUUAUGAAGGAAAAGGUUAUAAAAAAAAACCUAAUAGUAAAACAUAAUCUUUAUGUUAAUAGUCAUAGAUCUUAGGGAAGAGGGGGGUAAAAUGAUCCCCAUAAGAAAAAAAUACUUCAAAAUGGGAAAACAUUUUCUUUAAACUUCAGUUUGAUAGAAUAGGCCUAUAAAAGAGUAAUUUCUCUUAAUAAAACCACACUUUUAACAAAAAAAAAAUUAUUUACUUUUUAAAAAUUUAACAAAAUCAUAAAAGUCGCAAAGGGAUCAUUUUACCCGCGUAUUGGGGGUAAAACGAUCCCUUCUACAAAAAAACUUUUAAAAAAAUACUCUGACAGUAUAAUACCCAGAUAAACUGUAUUUAAAACCUAAGCUUUCUCUGAACUUUUGCUAGUGCUAAAGGAACAUCGGAGCAAUGUUCGCAAAUAAAUUCAUCCUCAUCUUCUUCAACACCCGCACACAAUUCGUGAGCCCAUUCUAAACACUUUUUGCAUUGAAUCCAACCAUCAACUGAUGUAAAAUAUUCUUCACAGCAGUAAAGACAAGUUGGAUUGUUCCGAAUCCGAAGAGUUGGAAAGGCUUUCUUUUAUUUUAUUUCCAUUUUUCGGCGUCUUCUGCUUUAGUGUCUUCUUGUCAUUUCUCUUUUUUGUUUUAAUUGUGUUUUCUUUUACUUCCUUUUUCUUGAUACUUUCUUCAAGCGCAGUUUUGUAUGGCGUGCUGGUCAAGACUGCACUUCCACAAGACUUUCUCUUUCUUGUGUUUCUCUUGCCUUGAAUUUUUGGAAAUGGUUGACAUUCUUGUGGUGUCACUGAAAAAGAUGAAUUUAUUUGUUCAUCUCGUUUUGAGCUGGGCCCAGGCUCAGAAUUCAAGUACGGAUCGUUUGAAUCACUAGCAUCAUUAUCAGAAGCUAUAUUGGAUAUAUCUGUCAAUGGGUUACAUGGAUUGGAACCUGGUGCCACAUCUUCUACAGUUUCAUCAGUCUCACUAGGUAUUUGAUCGGUUACUUCAGCGGCCAAAAAGUCAACGUCUGAAAAAACCUCUGAGUCAAAUGGAAAUAUGCCAGUUUUACGAAACCCGUUUAUCCCAUUUGAUGGUAUGCAAGCCUUUAAGUAGCCUUCGCAAAAUAUUUGACUUAUUUGAAACACCGUCACGGUUCUACCAGGAUGAUGGUUUAACCAUUUUUCCAAUGCUUGGUCUAAAUAAACACUAAGAGGACCCAUAACAGCAACGUCCAACGGCUGCGGCUUGUGAGUACAGUGUGGAGGUAAACACAAGAUGGUUACAAAGUUUUCUCUGGCACAUAAAAUAACAUCGAGAUUUCUUGUGUGCGAUAAAUGUCCAUCUAAUAUAAGUAACACUGGCGCAUCCUUACUCGGCUUGACGAAAGAUACGAAGUGAAUAAACCACUGCUUAAAAACUUCGGUACGCAUCCAACCACUUUCAUUACACGCAAAAAUGGUACCCGGAGGAGCUCCAUCUGUUAGUUCGGCCUUCAUUCGCUUUCUACUAAAAAUAAGCAUCGGUGGGACAAAACUUCCAGCAGCUGAUACACAAACCACCGCUGUUGUCGAAACCCCACGCUCCGCUGAUGUUACCCUUGCCACUUGUUUGGAACCUUUUCGUGCCAAUAUUCUUCGCCCAGGAACAGUAGAAAUCGAAGUCUCGUCUACGUUAAAAAUUCGGUGAGGCGCAUAAUUAUUUUUAGAGUAAAUCUCUUUCAACAAAUUGAAGAACUUUGUCACAACUGGUUUAUUAAAGGCUCUUGCCCUAGCAGCUGACGUCGCUUCAGGACACCUCAAGGAAAUCUCUGGAUGUCUUCUUCUAAAACCGCUUAACCAAUCUUUACCAGCAGCUUUUUCUACAUGAGAAAACUUGUGGGGAAUUUCGUUCUUUUCAGCAAGUUGAUAAGCUAGUUGUCGCAAAUCACGAGUUGUGAGUCCAUACAUCCUGCUUUCCAAAUCUAGGAUAUGAGUUCCUAACUCUUGCUCUUGUUUCGGCGAAAAUACAGGGUGGCAGCUCCCAAGUGACUUUAUCUAGCUUUGCUACCUUAUUUUUGUCCAUUACACGCCGUUUAAGCGACAUUCUUGGUACGUUAAAGAUUCGGGCAGCGGUUUUCAUAGGCAUUCCUUGCUUAACUUCUGCUAUGGCAUUUUUCAUGUGCUCAGCAUCCCAAUUUUGCCUAUUGGUUAUUCGCUUAUAUAUUCGUGGCAUCCUGUAACAAUACGACGUAAAAUGAGUUUGUAAAUAAAAAGUAGGAUUUACAACAAUUUGGUAAGAACUAGGGGGUAAAAUGAUCCCCUUUUUAAAACGGGAUCGUUUUACCCCAAAGUGACAUGCAGUACCAUUUGUUAAAUGAAAAUUAAUUGACAUAUAUUAAUUGAAAACAAAAACCACAAAUCAACUCAGCAUCCCAUCCUUAACAAAACAACGUAAGAAGAAGAUGGAUCAGUCACAUUGUUAAAAGAAUAAAUAAAACAAAACAAAUACCUUACCUUAUAUUAUAAACGUAAAAAACACAAGUUCACGUAGCAAUUGUUGGAUUCAAAUCGGAAAUCGCAAUUCCGAUUGUGGUCUAUUUAUAACCUCUUCGCCUAGAACAUUGUUGCCAAUAUUACGCUUACUUUGCAUAAAAUGGGAACUUUUAAAUUGCGGGAUCAUUUCAACCCGCAGGUAUCAUUUUACCCCUUUCUCCCCUACUAAUUAAUUAAGGAAGGUAAUAAAAAAUAAUGAAGUCAACAGCGAACAUUUUAAAAAUCACAAAACUUAAAUAAUAUCCAGUCUUCUAACUUGUCAUAUGAAGUUCUCUUUUUUUAUUUGACUUUCUUUGAUUUGACCUACUCCUUUGCCUUUCUGUCUUUUUUUGGUUCCGGUCUUUUUCUUAUUUUCCGUUUUCUAAUUUUUUAUUCUCUUUUUCUGUUGUUUUCUUCCUCUAAAUAAUUUUUGUACGGUGUGCUAUUUAAAACAGUCGUAUGGGUAGUUUUCCUUUUCAAUGUGCUUCCUUUGCCCAUAAUUUGUGGCAAUGGUUUUAAUAUAGUAGGUGUAAUGGCAAAGUUUGCGAUAUUAUUAUGGUCAAGUCUCACUGUGGUUGGCUGGACGGCUCGUAGAUGCGUUUGGCGACAGUGAGCUAUAGCGAUUUGGCACUGAUUCAUUUAUUGAUGACGAAGGGGUUUUAUGCGUUCCUAAGUGAUUCCAAAUGUAAUUCAGCAGCCUUGGUGCCGAACAGCCGCUGCGUAUCAGGACUGGAAGAUCUCUCUAACUGAGAUUCUUCUUCACUUAUUAAUUCAGUAUCUGCUGAAUGAUUCAGAACAUCAGCUUAAAGUGAGAUGUGGUAGAAUCUGAAAAAGUAGACUUACUUCCUUUUUUUGACAUGAAUCUUCAUCCCAGGUACAGGAAAUCAUUGACGAUCGCUUUAGAAACAUGCUUGUCAUGCUUGAAGUGAGAAGAGUCACUUUUUAAAAUGAUUUAGGACACCAGUGAGAAGUGAAAUGCGGUUGAAAGUCAAAAAGUGAAGUUUUACACGUUUUUUUUUUACAUGAAUCUUUAUCUCAGGCUCAGGAAUCAUUGACGACACCUUGGCUCUUCUUCCUCCAAUUCAUUUUCUGUAGUUGCAGCCGCAAUAAAAUUAACCUCACUGAAUACUUCUGAAUUCAACGGGAAUAUUCCUGUUUUAGCAAACCCAUUGAUUGCAGUUGUUGAGAUUGCACCUUUUAGGUAAACCUCGCCUUCCUGGGUUAUUGUUUCUUCUUCAGUUGAUCUUCUUCGGAAAAUAAACAUCGGUGUAAUGAAAGUUCCGGAAGCAGACAUGCAAAUAACAGCCGUUGUAGCGACGCUUACUUCUUUUCGUCCAGUUUUUGCAAACACCUUAGUGUUUUUAGUUGGAACUGUACAAACACUCGUCUUAUCGACGUUUUAAAUAUAAUGUGCCGCAAUCUUCCUUGCGUCCUGGACGCUUUUUAACGAAGAAAAAACUUCUCUACGAUAGGUUUGGUAAAUUCAGUGCAUGAAGACAAUAUCUGGAUGUCUCAGUUUUACCUCCUUUUUCUCCUCGAAAUGAAUGGGACAUCUUAUUUUUUUGCAGCUAGUUGAAAUAGUAAAGAUAACAGUUCCUUUUUUGUUAACCCAUACUUUCUUGUCUUCAUGUCUUUAAUAUAAUAGUCCAUGAGCUUGUUUUCUGGUUCUUUGGUAAAAGUAUGUUAUUUUCCUUCUAAAUAUUUUACUGCACCAACAGCUAUUUUAUUACUACUUUGACCCUUCCUUUCAGUUACAUUAGGGGCACUGAAAACUCUUUACUUUCUUUUUCAAUGUCAGUUUUCACAGUAUCAAGAGCUGUCAUUGAUUCCUGUGACCACUCACCUCGAGUGAUUUUCCUUUUGUAAUUAGCGGCAAUACGUUUGUCAAAAAAAGUUGUAUAAACUCAAUGUAAUUAUUGACAUAAAUAAUAGACUACAACAACACAGACAAAAAACAUAUAUCUUUUUUUUUUGACAAAUUUUACGAGCAAGUUUUUUUAAUAACAAAUUUCUUCGAAUCGACCAAUACUUUUCGAGUUAUUCACAUGUAAACAAUUAAAUUGUUUGUAACUUUUUGUGUCUUAUUCUGAUUAAAAAAUAAUUAUCAAAACCUAUUCAUCAUUACAAAAAAUAUAAAAUAAGUUGCUUUUUAGUCAUCGUGCUAAAUUUUGUACCUUUUUCUAUUAGCGACUAUUCAACCUUGUACGUUUUAAAGGUUAUUUUACAAAGGUUGUUUAAAAAUACAGCUUCAUUUAAUUAGGGUUAGUUUUUUCUCAAUUCGGGUGUAUACAUUAAGAUUGGUUUUUUUUGCGACUAUUUUUGUUUCUUCUCUCACGUCUUCAUAUUUUGCAAGAAUUCCAAGAACAAGGUUGUCAUUUAAUUUUUUCUGUAAGUCUUGUUAUUAAUGAUAUAAUGGGCAAAAACCGCGAAUUCUGUGAGAAAAAUAUGUAACACUGUAAUCGCCACUGAACUAUAUAAAUAUUUGAAAAAGUUUGGGUAUAUUUUUUGUUAAACUUCAAGGGCUAAUAUUCGUAGAUAAUUUUUGUGUGAAUUUUUCACACAAAGUUUUAAUACAGGGUCAAGAAAAAAUUAGUCGCAAAAAAAAGCUUCCUAAUCUAAUUCAUGUAAUUGUUAUUGCUUGAUCUAUCAAAGGUUUUUACAUACCUAUAGAUUUGUCCAUUUAUGUACAUUUGAACAUAGUGAGAAUAUAAAAGUUAUUUUCAUAAAAUAGUUAAAUAUACAGUGAGUGAUGCUAUGAAUUCAAUAUUGUUUUUGAAAUAUUCUUAAAUAUGAAGUGAUUUUAUUCUAUAUUGUUGUAUGGUUGUUGCUAAACAUACUUUUCUUAAAUCUUAUUGUUAGUUAUUGUUUUAGUAAAAAUACGACAUAUGGAAAGUUUAUUUCUGCUUUUCCUUGAGACCAGCACCUUUUUCGUGGCAAAGCAGAAAAAUACUAACAAAUGCCUGGGUUCUAGAUGAUAUGGAACUUUAAGCAUUUUUCCCUUCCUUCUUAAAUUACGUACUAUUUCAUACCACUGAAAAACAGGUUUGGUAAAACAAUAAUGACCUCAUAUAUUAAUUUGGAAAUUGUGUUUAAAAUAUUUAUAUGUAGAUAUAUAAAAUAUUACGCAACAAAAUUAUAUAGGUAAUUGUUCUAUGUAAAGGUAAACUUCAAGUUACUAUAAUAAAUCAUUUAAAUUUAAUUAUUACCCAUUGUGUAAAUUGUUUGUACAUUAUUCAUAAUUUAGUGUAAAAAUGUUCAUAUUAUUUUUUGUACACAAAUUAUUUUCUUAAUUAUUAAUAAACUGUCAUAUGUUAUCA